AUGGUCUGCGACAAGAGUUUUUCAAGCAGUUACAUGCUGCUAAAUCAUGAGGAGGUUGGCGUUUUUGAUCUCGUUCACAUGCUACGCUCCCAUGCAAUAGAGAAAAGGAACUUUGUCGACUGUCCAAAGGGGAUGACAGAGGAAAACUUUAAACAAAGAUGGUUAUUAUCCAUGUCUGUUUUGGCUCAAAAGAUGCUUAAAUCUAUCAAGAAACCUUUGGCUGCCAUGGGUUCGGGUAUUGAGUAUUGGCUCAAUCUUGUCUCGUGUAAUCGUAACCUUAGUGGGUUAAUCUCAAACUGGAUACGAGGGGAAAUGAUCCGACCUGAAAGAUCAUUAUCGACGUUCAUAUCUUUUACUGGAUGUCUAGACACACGAAUUGAGUUAGAUAAAGACAUUGUUGAAUCUGGAGAUAAAGAUAGAUACAAUUGCUUGCUCUCAAUCAUGGCUGCUAAAGCAUCUUAUGAAAACCAUGCUUACCUUCAACAUAUUGUCAUUGAUAUCUGGAAGAUGGAAUUAUUGGGGUCUUUUGAUUUUUGGAAUGAUUAUCAACAGAAAGCCACAACACAAGCCUUCAUACUUCGUGAUAAGAAAGAAGAUUCUGAAUUGAUAGUUGUCGCCUUUAGAGGAACAGAGACCUUCGAUGCAGAUGCAUGGUCUUCAGAUGUCGAUCUUUCAUGGUAUGAACUCCCAGGGAUAGGAAAAGUGCAUGGUGGGUUCAUGAAAGCCCUAGGGUUACAAAAGAGUCUAGGUUGGCCAGAAGAAGUAACCCAUCGAACCAAAAAUCUAGAACAACCAUUAGCAUAUUAUGUCAUCAGGGACAUGCUAAAACAAGCUUUGAAAGAAAAUAACAAGGCUAAGUUUAUCGUAACUGGUCACAGCUUAGGUGGUGCACUUGCAGUAUUGUUUCCAGCAGUUCUAAUGUCGCAUAAUGAGGUAGAGUUAUUGGAUAUGUUAGAGGGUGUGUAUACAUUUGGGCAACCAAGAGUCGGGGACAAAAGAUUUGGAAAGUUCAUGAAAGAAAAUUUCGAGAAAUUUAACGUGAAGUAUUAUAGGACUGUUUAUAGCAACGAUUUGGUUCCAAGAUUACCUUAUGAUGAUUCGACCAUGAUGUUUAAGCACUUUGGGACCUGUUUAUACUUUGAUAGCUUUUACAAUGGAAAAAUUAUGGAGGAAGAACCAAAUAAGAACUAUUUUUCGCCAUUAUCAGCUUUACCUAAGUUGAUCAAUGCAGUAUGGGAGAUCAUAAGAAGCUUUAUGAUUCCAUAUACACGGGGAGCGGACUACAAUGAAGGGUUUGUACUUAAGAUGUACAGAUUCACCGGGUUACUGAUUGCCGGAGUACCAGCUCAUGGUCUUCAAGAUUAUGUUAACGUUGUGCGUUUAGGAUCAGAUUUAUACAAAGAUCCCAGGUUGAUCAAAGAUAACGAUAUAAAGCUUAUGAUCGAUGAUGGAACCUUGAUGUGA
Lactuca virosa is the source of this 1464-nucleotide messenger RNA. Lineage: Eukaryota; Viridiplantae; Streptophyta; Magnoliopsida; Asterales; Asteraceae. The record is from the annotation of a GenBank genome assembly.